AUGUGUGUUUUGGCACAUCUGAAGCGUCGCAGGAAAGACGGCUACAAGCUGAUGCAAAAAUACAAAGAUGAGACGCCCCCAGCACGGCAGCUUCGGACACUGCCGAGGACAAUGACAAUGGCAAUACCCGUCGCUCGCUCUUACAUAACCAUGCACACCAACGCCAUCCCGACAGACAACUCGUUUGGCAACUCCGCGGUCGGAGCGGGUGCUGGUUGA
Molecule: messenger RNA, 219 nt
Organism: Akanthomyces muscarius
Lineage: Eukaryota; Fungi; Ascomycota; Sordariomycetes; Hypocreales; Cordycipitaceae
Exons: 3
Coding region: 1-219 (72 amino acids)
Source: RefSeq, a predicted model, not a curated record